CUCCCACACUGUAUCCCGUAACACCUGUUAAAUUCGGAAUAGGUCAUUCAAGACACCUACAAAAAUCGCCGCUAGACGAGGCUGAAGGGUUUGAGUAUGAGCGCUCAAAAUGUUGGAUCCACUGGUGGACAUCAGGCUUUCAGAUUCCACAUGGUCACAUGGAAUGUUGGCACAGCAGAGCCACCAGCUGAUGUGAGGUCAUUACUGCAGCUUGACUCACAGCCGACCACUGACCUCUAUGUGAUUGGUCUACAGGAAGUGAAUGCUACUCCAGUUCGGUACAUCUCUGAUCUCAUUGCCGAGGACACAUGGAGUCACCUCCUCAUGGAUACUCUGGCCCCAGAGGGAUACAUCAAGGUGACUUCGGUGAGGAUGCAGGGUUUAUUGCUGAUAUUGUUUGCCAAGCAGGUCCACUUGCCUUUCAUCAGAGACAUCCAAAGUACAUAUACACGCACAGGCCUGUUUGGAUACUGGGGAAAUAAAGGUGGAAUUUCAGUGCGUUUCUCGUUUUAUGGUGAAAUGCUGUGUUUUCUAAACUGUCAUCUGGCGGCUCAUAUGAACUAUGCACUGCAACGGAUGGAUGAGUUUGAAUACAUACUGGACACGCAGGAAUUUGACAUGUUCAACACACCACAAGUGCUUGACCACAAGGUGGUCUUCUGGUUUGGGGAUCUGAACUUUCGUAUCGCUGACCAUGGGAUGCACUUUCUCCGUUCCUCAAUCAACAAUGGCCGCUUUAACCUGCUUUGGGACAGAGAUCAGUUGUCCAUGUUGAAGAAGAAAGAACCUAUUCUUCAAGAGUUUGAAGAGGGACCACUGCGCUUUAAACCCACAUAUAAGUUUGACCGUUUCUCGGAGACAUACGAUACAAGUGGCAAAAAGCGUAAGCCUGCCUGGACUGAUCGUAUUUUGUGGAGAAUAAAACCCAAAGCCACAGAGACUGAGGAUGAGAAGAGGUCGACCGCAUCAUCAGCUGACGAUGAUGAGUUUCCUGUAAAGGUGACACAGGACAUGUACACCUGUGAUGUCUCAUAUGGGGUCAGUGACCACAAACCCGUCAUUGGGACCUUCAAUCUGGAGAUGAGGAAAAAGGUGGAGACGCCUCUAGUCGCACUAACCGUAGAGGGAAUCUGGAGCGCAGAUGAAGAUGCCAUAUUCACUUACACCAUUCUGGAAAACUUUGAGUCCUCAACCUUUGACUGGAUUGGACUAUACAAGAUUGGCUUCAAAAGUGCCUCCGAUUACUCCACUUUCGCCUGGGUCAAAGAUGAUGAAGUGGCUGCCAAUGGCGAAGUCGUGACGGUCCAGAUGAAUAAAAAUGAGCUCCCUCUGCUGGCAGGGGAUUAUGUGCUUGGAUAUUUUAGCACCAACAUGCAAACCCUCAUCGCAUUUAGUCCGAAUUUCCAGAUUCUAGAGUCGAAGCGAGCUGUAAUGGAGGGUCUGGUUCAAGAAAACAUCAACGGACUUGAGAAAUAACUGGAAUGUCUUUUAAUCUUUGUUGUAUGAAUUCACAAAUGCAGCAAAAUCUGAUCUGGAAUCAGCUUUUCCUCUGUGUAAAUGGACUUUGCUUUGGCUUUAAAAGGUUUACAACUAAUUCUGAACCAGAUGUCUGAC
Messenger RNA from Danio aesculapii, 1614 nucleotides. RefSeq names its product inositol polyphosphate-5-phosphatase Kb (gene inpp5kb). Gene Ontology annotation, molecular function: inositol bisphosphate phosphatase activity; phosphatidylinositol-4,5-bisphosphate 5-phosphatase activity; phosphatidylinositol-3,4,5-trisphosphate 5-phosphatase activity. Gene Ontology annotation, cellular component: cytoplasm; plasma membrane; ruffle. The transcript is spliced from 13 exons. Gene Ontology annotation, biological process: phosphatidylinositol dephosphorylation; negative regulation of insulin receptor signaling pathway; negative regulation of phosphatidylinositol 3-kinase/protein kinase B signal transduction. The record is from RefSeq and is a predicted model, not a curated record. Lineage: Eukaryota; Metazoa; Chordata; Actinopteri; Cypriniformes; Danionidae. Bases 97 to 1476 code for a protein of 459 amino acids.